This is a messenger RNA of Photinus pyralis (common eastern firefly), 1810 nucleotides long. RefSeq names its product protein TIS11 (gene Tis11). The transcript has 2 exons. The record is from RefSeq and is a predicted model, not a curated record. Gene Ontology annotation, molecular function: mRNA binding; metal ion binding. Bases 520 to 1236 code for a protein of 238 amino acids. NCBI's taxonomy places the organism in Eukaryota, Metazoa, Arthropoda, Insecta, Coleoptera, Lampyridae.
CACGCUCUUUUCUACCUGCUGCACGCAGCAGGUAGACAGGUCCCAUUAGCAUUCAAGGACCUGUCUUGCAGAACCGGACGUUUAGCUGGUCCUCCAUCUUCGCCGCGUCAAUUUUUAAUAACAUCUCGGGGUUGUUUAUCCAUCGCGGAGAAAGAGAAAUGCUAAUCACACUCCCACUGGUAGCUUUCACGUUACCCAUCCUACCGCGGUUGUCACGACGAGAAAGUAGGCUUCGAGAACGAACUUUUACCAAUUGUUUUGUGCAUCAAAACAGAUGAAAGUGCUUUUCAGAUGCGAAUCCCGGGGGUUCGUUUCAAAAACGCCAAGUGGCGACGAAACCAUGCUGCACGAAACGCGCGCGGUGUUGUGCAAUUGAAAUUUUUGGUAAAAAUUCAAGUGAAAUCGAUUCCUGUUUCCACAACAAAUUUAUAGCUAUUUUGAAAUAUAAAUUAAUAAUUUUUAUUCUAAAGCGAAAGUUAAACGUAAUUAACUCCAAACACCUUCAGGCCUAGCAACUAAAUGGGUGGCACUGGUAAUUCGGAGCCUUCGACGGGGGCACAUCUAGCAGUAGGAGCUCAAGCAAUGGAUGCAUGCCGUGUACGCUAUGCCUUAUCCAGAAUGAAUUCGACACCUGCAAACGUAACAAGUACAGCCAAUCUAGUUACCAAUCUCUUGGGGAACCUCUCCUUACAACACCGACGCCUGGAGCGUACACAGUCUGCACCGUCACCAACGGCGGCGGUGGCGGCCGCGAGUGUGAAUACGUCGCGUUAUAAAACAGAAUUGUGUCGACCUUUUGAAGAAUUUGGAGUGUGUAAAUAUGGUGAUAAGUGUCAAUUUGCGCACGGUCCAAAUGAGCUACGCACAUUAGCUCGACACCCUAAGUAUAAAACGGAAUUGUGCCGCACCUACCAUACGGUCGGGUUCUGUCCGUACGGUCCGCGAUGUCACUUCGUCCACAACCAAGACGAAGCCGUUCGCGUCGUAACCUCGGCGGCGAUAAUAGCCGCACGUCAACCACCACGUCCCAGGCCGACCGCUCUCAGUCCUGCCUUAUCGUUGGAUAGUCCAAGCCCGCCGUGCAGUCUUAGUCAAUCACCCACCUCCUCCAUGGGCUCAUUUUUUAGUAGCGAACCGGAAUUAAAUUCACCCGGAGCGGACGAGCAGCGCCUACCCGUAUUCAACAGAUUGGCCGCUCCGGCGCCGAUGUUAGCACUCGGUGAUCUGCUGCUAUAGUGCGCACUUGGUGGGUUGAAAAGCCAUUACUCAAGACGAUUUAUUUAAAUUAACAGUGUCUAUUUAUGUUAUAUUAUAGAAUUCCGCUUUUGCGGAGUGAUUUUGAUAUUGUGUGAUUUUUUAAUUAUUAUUAUUAUAUUAUAUUGUAUGUUUAAGAAGAGGCGUGUUUUUAUACGAAUGUUAAUGGAGACCCUGUGAAAAUGUGCAAGUAGACUUAGGUUGUAUAAAAGUCAUCAGUCUCCAUUUGAUACCUUGUAACAUUCCGCGAACGAAGUUUAUUUAUUUAUUUUUUAUUUUAACUGCUCAUCAUUCGUGUGCCUUGUGACCAUUGGAAAAAAUACUUGAUUUUUGUUAUUUAAUACUUUUAUUUAAUAUUGUGUGUUUUUUCAUUUCAAUACGUUUAUGUUAUGUAAUUAUUUUAUUAUAUUUAUAUGUAACUUAUUAUUUAUAUUUCAUUACCAUAGCUGACGAGUGCUCGGCACAAAACUAGCGGCCAUUCUGUCCGCAUCUACCUGUAUAUUUAUAUGUAGCUAAUUGUAUCUUUGUAUCAUCAAUAAAUUAUAUUUUUUCUUUA